Messenger RNA from Antechinus flavipes (yellow-footed antechinus), 7477 nucleotides. It is a transcript of the gene CYFIP2, whose product is annotated as cytoplasmic FMR1 interacting protein 2. Gene Ontology annotation, biological process: cell morphogenesis; axon guidance; cell projection assembly. The transcript has 31 exons. The coding region runs from base 174 to 3935 and encodes 1253 amino acids. Gene Ontology annotation, molecular function: small GTPase binding. The record is from RefSeq and is a predicted model, not a curated record. Lineage: Eukaryota; Metazoa; Chordata; Mammalia; Dasyuromorphia; Dasyuridae. Gene Ontology annotation, cellular component: neuron projection; synapse.
CCGGAGCAGCCGGCGGAGCGGAGCCGGAGCCAGAGCAUCCUGAGCCCCGGCCCCGGCCCCGGCCCCGGCCCCGGCCCCCGCAGCAACCGUGGGCCCCUCCCCGGGACCCGCCGCAGAGCCGGCGGCUACCUCGCCCGCCGCGGACACCAGAACAGAACUGAGACGCCACAACCAUGACGACGCACGUCACCCUAGAAGAUGCCCUGUCCAAUGUGGACCUGUUGGAGGAGCUGCCUCUCCCCGACCAGCAGCCAUGUAUCGAACCUCCACCAUCUUCCAUCAUGUACCAAGCCAACUUUGAUACAAACUUUGAGGACCGGAAUGCCUUCGUGACGGGCAUCGCGAGGUACAUUGAACAGGCCACAGUGCACUCCAGCAUGAAUGAAAUGUUGGAAGAAGGGCAUGAAUAUGCAGUCAUGCUUUACACCUGGAGAAGCUGCUCCCGGGCCAUCCCCCAGGUAAAAUGUAAUGAGCAGCCAAAUCGUGUGGAGAUCUAUGAGAAGACAGUGGAAGUUCUGGAGCCAGAGGUCACCAAACUGAUGAAGUUCAUGUACUUUCAGCGUAAGGCCAUUGAGCGGUUCUGCAGCGAGGUAAAGAGACUGUGUCACACGGAGCGGAGGAAGGACUUUGUCUCUGAGGCAUACCUCCUAACCCUGGGCAAGUUCAUCAACAUGUUCGCCGUCCUUGAUGAGCUGAAGAACAUGAAGUGCAGUGUCAAGAAUGACCACUCUGCCUAUAAGAGAGCAGCCCAGUUCCUGAGGAAGAUGGCAGAUCCCCAGUCUAUCCAGGAGUCUCAGAACCUCUCCAUGUUUUUGGCAAACCAUAACAGGAUCACCCAGUGUCUCCAUCAGCAAUUGGAGGUGAUCCCAGGCUAUGAGGAACUACUGGCUGACAUUGUCAACAUCUGUGUGGAUUACUACGAGAAUAAGAUGUACCUAACUCCCAGUGAGAAACAUAUGCUCCUUAAGGUCAUGGGCUUCGGUCUCUACUUGAUGGAUGGAAACGUCAGUAACAUUUAUAAAUUGGAUGCCAAGAAAAGAAUCAACCUCAGCAAAAUAGACAAGUUUUUUAAGCAGCUGCAGGUGGUCCCUUUAUUCGGCGAUAUGCAGAUAGAACUGGCCAGAUACAUUAAGACCAGUGCUCACUAUGAGGAGAACAAAUCCAAGUGGACAUGCACACAGAGCAGCAUCAGCCCCCAGUACAACAUCUGUGAGCAGAUGGUCCAGAUCCGGGAUGACCACAUCCGCUUCAUCUCCGAGCUUGCUCGCUAUAGCAACAGUGAGGUGGUGACUGGUUCUGGAUUAGACAGCCAGAAAUCAGAUGAAGAGUACAGGGAACUCUUCGAUCUGGCUUUGCGGGGGCUCCAGCUGCUCUCCAAGUGGAGUGCCCAUGUCAUGGAGGUGUACUCCUGGAAGCUGGUUCAUCCUACUGACAAAUUCUGCAACAAGGACUGUCCUGGAACAGCAGAAGAGUAUGAGAGAGCCACGCGUUACAACUACACUAGUGAAGAAAAGUUUGCUUUUGUAGAGGUGAUAGCUAUGAUCAAAGGUCUACAGGUGCUCAUGGGCAGGAUGGAGAGUGUUUUCAACCAAGCCAUCAGGAAUACCAUCUAUGCCGCCCUGCAAGACUUUGCUCAGGUGACCCUGAGAGAGCCCCUGAGGCAAGCUGUGAGGAAAAAGAAGAAUGUCCUCAUCAGUGUCCUACAGGCUAUUCGGAAAACAAUCUGUGACUGGGAGGGAGGUCGAGAACCCCCCAAUGACCCUUGCUUGAGAGGGGAAAAGGAUCCUAAGGGUGGCUUUGACAUCAAGGUUCCACGUCGAGCUGUUGGACCCUCUAGCACUCAGCUAUACAUGGUAAGGACCAUGCUGGAGUCCCUCAUUGCAGACAAAAGUGGCUCCAAGAAAACCUUGAGAAGUAGCCUUGAUGGACCAAUUGUUCUUGCCAUUGAAGAAUUUCACAAGCAAUCCUUCUUCUUUACUCAUCUGCUCAACAUCAGUGAAGCACUGCAGCAGUGCUGUGAUCUCUCCCAACUUUGGUUCCGAGAAUUCUUCCUGGAAUUAACAAUGGGCCGUCGAAUCCAGUUCCCGAUUGAGAUGUCCAUGCCCUGGAUUUUAACAGAUCAUAUCCUGGAAACCAAAGAACCUUCCAUGAUGGAAUAUGUGCUGUAUCCUUUGGAUCUCUACAAUGACAGUGCAUAUUAUGCCUUGACGAAGUUCAAAAAGCAGUUCUUGUAUGAUGAGAUUGAAGCUGAGGUCAAUCUUUGUUUCGAUCAGUUUGUGUAUAAAUUAGCAGAUCAGAUUUUUGCCUACUACAAAGCAAUGGCUGGCAGUGUACUAUUGGAUAAACGUUUUAGAGCAGAAUGCAAGAAUUACGGAGUCAUUAUUCCAUAUCCACCAUCUAAUCGCUAUGAAACUCUGCUGAAACAGAGACACGUCCAGCUGCUUGGUAGGUCAAUCGACCUAAACAGGCUCAUUACCCAACGUAUCUCUGCUGCAAUGUAUAAGUCUUUAGACCAAGCCAUCAGCCGAUUUGAGAGUGAGGACCUGACCUCAAUUGUGGAGCUUGAAUGGCUUUUAGAGAUCAACCGUCUAACCCAUCGGCUACUGUGUAAGCACAUGACUCUGGACAGCUUUGACGCCAUGUUCCGGGAAGCCAAUCACAACGUUUCUGCUCCCUACGGCCGCAUCACCCUCCAUGUGUUCUGGGAGCUGAAUUUCGACUUCCUCCCUAACUACUGCUACAACGGAUCCACCAAUCGCUUUGUCCGAACAGCCAUUCCCUUCACCCAGGAACCACAGAGGGACAAACCUGCCAAUGUUCAGCCAUACUACCUCUAUGGGUCCAAGCCCCUCAAUAUUGCCUACAGUCACAUCUACAGCUCCUAUAGGAAUUUUGUGGGGCCACCUCAUUUCAAGACAAUCUGCAGGCUCCUGGGUUAUCAGGGCAUUGCUGUUGUGAUGGAAGAACUGCUGAAGAUUGUCAAGAGUUUGCUACAAGGAACCAUCCUCCAGUAUGUGAAGACCCUGAUAGAGGUGAUGCCCAAGAUCUGCAGACUGCCACGGCAUGAAUAUGGCUCCCCAGGGAUCUUGGAGUUUUUCCAUCACCAGCUGAAGGAUAUCAUUGAAUAUGCAGAACUCAAGACUGAUGUGUUCCAGAGUCUGAGGGAAGUGGGCAACGCCAUUCUCUUCUGUCUCCUCAUAGAACAAGCUCUGUCUCAGGAGGAAGUCUGUGAUUUGCUCCAUGCUGCUCCAUUCCAGAACAUUUUGCCUCGGGUCUACAUUAAAGAAGGAGAACGCUUAGAAGUCCGGAUGAAGCGACUGGAAGCAAAGUAUGCCCCUCUUCAUCUUGUCCCUCUCAUAGAGCGGCUGGGAACUCCUCAGCAAAUUGCAAUUGCCCGGGAGGGAGAUCUUCUGACUAAGGAGCGACUGUGUUGUGGACUGUCCAUGUUUGAGGUCAUCUUGACGCGCAUCCGGAGCUACCUCCAGGAUCCCAUCUGGCGAGGUCCUCCCCCUACCAAUGGUGUCAUGCAUGUGGAUGAGUGUGUGGAGUUUCACCGUCUCUGGAGUGCCAUGCAGUUUGUAUACUGUAUCCCAGUGGGGACCAACGAAUUUACAGCGGAGCAGUGCUUUGGAGACGGCUUAAACUGGGCUGGCUGCUCAGUCAUCGUCCUCCUGGGACAGCAGCGAAGAUUUGAUUUGUUUGACUUCUGUUACCAUCUGCUGAAGGUGCAGAGGCAGGAUGGGAAGGAUGAAAUCAUAAAAAAUGUGCCCCUGAAGAAGAUGGCCGACAGAAUCCGCAAAUACCAGAUCCUAAACAACGAAGUCUUUGCAAUCUUGAACAAAUACAUGAAGUCAGUAGAGACGGACAGUACCACCGUGGAGCACGUACGCUGUUUCCAGCCACCCAUCCACCAGUCCUUGGCCACCACUUGCUAAGUGUAGAGUUCCUAUCGGGAGGUGGAAGGGAGGAAGCGCCUCCGGACUGUGUCAGGGCUGGCUCAGGAAACUGGCGACCUGUGGGCUGGACAUCAGACCAAACCAGAUACCCCAAGCACACCUUGACCCUAGCCAAGAGCUGGGCCUGUGCAUGCUCUUCCAUGACAUCUCCGUGGUUGGUUUCUUCCAUAACUUAAAACACACACACACACACACACACACACACACACACACACACACAGCAAUGCGUGCUUUUUCUUCCUCAUUUUCUCCUGUGUUGAUCCUGAGAAUUCAUUGUUUGACCCUUUGGCAUCCCCCACAGUCUCCAGCUCUCCCCAUCGCACGGUUAUGGCUGUUCCUUCAGGCCUUCCAUUUUUGUGCCCACUUCUGCAAACAUAGCCAUCUAUGACCUCGUGCUGUUAUCCACAGGCUUCAAGGAGGGUGGAACCUUGUGGUACCCGUGGUUCUCUGAGAAGCAGCAUCUGGCAGAGUUGGGAACCAAGGGCGAGUGGUCCUUGAAGCGCAGCUCUUGGUCAGGCCCCGGCUCGUCAGCUUAUCCCUCAGUCCUUGCCUUGCCCAUUCUCCUCACUGGUAGCCGUUUCCUCCUGCUCCUCCGAACCACGUGGAACUCCAGGGACUUCAGCCCUAAGAGCACUCACGGACUGAAUAGCUGUCCUCCAAGGGCUAUUGGGCAGUGCCCACCCACAUGCAGUACAUGAGGUUUCUUGGUGGUGGUUUCCUGCUGGAGAUGGUGCUUGCUCUUGCUUUUUUCUGACUCUAAAAGAAAAUCAGUAAUUUUCCCCAUCCCACCCAACUACUGCCCUCCGGGAGGGAAUUUAUAAUUUCAUUCAUGCCUACAGCACAUGGAAUAGUAUCAGGGUUAGGAGAAAGAGCAAGGGACCCCUAGGACACAGCACUCCUAAAGCAUACAUGACCUUCAUCCCUAAAUAAAAAAUCCUUUUAGCUUAAGGGCCUUUCUGGUCUUGUCCAUGGUUUGUUACCAAUAGGAAACUGAGCUGCAGAAGCUCAACAGUAAUCCAUUUGUGUAUCUUCCUGGGGUCCAGGUACAAAGAACACUUUUGACCGAAGGAGAAAGCAUGGUACAGUUAAAAAGUGUAAUGACUCUGGUCAGAUAUCUCAAGUUCAAGUCCCACUUCUGAUACUACCUAUGAGACCUUCAGCAAAUUAUUUAAUCUCUCUGGUCCUUAAUUGCUUCAUAUGUAAAGUGAGGAGGUCAUUCUAGAUGGCCUCUAUGGUCUGUUUCAACUCUAAAUCUAAAAUCUCACGAAAUCUCAGUAAAUAUUUGCACUUAUCAUUGCAAAUUAUGGUCAAUUAUGGAAUCAUUGCACUUAUGGUCAAAUAGCGUCUGUUAGGGAGAAGAAGUGGGAUAGAGAGGGAAGUGGUAAAUAAGCACUUGUUAACUUAAGUUUAGGGGCACGGAAUCUCUCUCACAAAUGCUUCCACUCCCAGCUCCUACUUAAACUGUUUAAAAUUCCACUUGCCUAUAGGAUGAUAAAUGACUUUCACAAAGAGUAUAGGAAUCCCUUUUCUAAUGGAAUUGUCGGAAAAUGCAUUGAGGCAAAUGUCUCAUAGUGGGGGCUCUUUUUCUCUCUCUUCACAGGGUGCUUUGGCCAUGGGCAGCUGACAACAUUAAAGUGCCUCUUUGGGUAGUCUGUGCCCCGCAAGAGAUGGAAUUAAAAGAGGAAACUCUGAAAGAGGUUUCAAGCCGAUCAGCUGGGCCAAUUUUGUAAUUAGGAAAAGCAGGAGCAAGAGAGGCUUGAAGCUAAUUGAAUACAUUUGUGUCCCAAGUAAGGCAAGGGGAGAACAGGAGGUAGAUGCAGGAGUCUCCUGUUGGAGAACUCCUGAGAGGCACUGCUCUCCACCUGGACUCUGUGACCCUUCUUUGUACAAACAGGGCGGCAUCCCUAAACUGUGGGCAGGAAAGGAGGAUAAGAGGCAGUCUGGUGCAAUAGAAGUAACAUUGGAUUGGGAGGUUCAAAUCCUGGCCUUGUGUGCCCAUGGAAAAGUCACUUACCCUAUGUGGGUCUCUGUUUUCUCAUCUAUAAAAUGCAGGGGUUGCACUAGAUGGCUUCUGAAGUCCCUUCUAAAUCUAUGAUGAUGUGAGUUAUCUAAGGGGCUGCUCAUCAAGAAUGCUCUCAUGGAGAGAACCAUCCUUCCUUUUCCACCUACAGCCAGAAGUGCUUCCCAAAGUGGUGGAAGGUUAGAUUCAUUAGCAAUCAGAUGCUAAAGCAGCCCAGAUGCUCACAACUUGUUGCUAAUGAAGUUACCCAAUCCUAGGUCUAUUAGGUCAAAAGGUACUGUGUGGUCAGAUUCUUCCUGAGAACAGCUAUUGACCUAUCAGGAUUUCUCAAGCUGCUACUGAGCUGAUGAGUUCAUCCUUAAUACUUGAUUUGCCAUGUUCAAUCUAGAAUUCCUAAUCAAGGUUGGGUUGCUGCUCCUGCAGUCUUAUGCCAACCCUGGGGUCGAAUGUAGCCCUCUAGCAAAGUCACCUUCUCCACGGGAACCCUGCUUCUGGGGUGAUUAGAAGGGCAGGAUCUGGCUCAGGGCACUUUGCCACUCAACCAUCUUGAACAAUGGUUUUCAAUCAAAAUGUAGUCCUGGAAGCUCAAAAAAGAUACUUAAGUCCUCAUAUAAUCCCAGGCGAGAAGAAUUGAAGUUCUCUACAACACUAUCAGACACCUGGCUAUUGCCAAAAGACAUCCAUUGCAAAUAUCAGACAAUUCUGGAAUUUGGAUUUUAGACUCUGGGAAGAGCCAAUAUUGAUUAAUAAGAGUUCAACCCAGUCAACAUAGCUGUAGUUGUCUCAGAAUAGGCUAUUUGGUUUACUGAUCUAAUACCCCUCCAGGAAACAGGUAACCCUGUCUCAGGUUUGAGGUUGAUUUACUUUAUAUGAUAUGGAUUUACCUGGGAAUGGCUAAUGUUCACCGGCCUGUUCUAAGUGAUAAAAAAUAAGGAUGACACCACCUUAAAAAUCUUCCACUUCAAAUUCCCUCUUGAAGUUAACAUUCUUAACUCCUGCAGCAGAAAAAGUCAGAUCUUAAGCCUUUGGAAAUUUGUGAAUUUGUGGUAUUUUCUUUUUUCAUUCUAUUUUCUAGCAGCACUUCUUUAUGGACACUAAAGAUAAAAGUCCAAUAUCUCUGUGACCUCCUUCCCUGUUCCCCCACCCCACCCACCCUACCCCACCCAGUAUUAUUGGCCCAGUUUAAUUGAUGUGUCCAAGAACCAGAAAAAAAAAAAAAAAACUUGGUUUUUAAGAGUUUAAAAAAAAAAUCUGUUUGCAGAAAUUGUCAAAUGUACCAUAUUUGUAUUAAGAGUCUUUGGGGUUUUUUUGUACAACGAAUUUACAUUUAUUUAUGGUGAGUUAUAUUUACGCUAGUGAUAAAAUCAUGGUGUUAAAUUCUUACAUCAUAUUUGCUAUGCAGCCGAAGAGGAUAUUUUGGUUUGUAUUUUGGGGGGUAUUUGUGUUGAGUUAAUAGAUGUUCCCAUCUUCAUUAAAACUGCUUCUGAACUGGUAAAAACUA